Molecule: messenger RNA, 2460 nt
Organism: Sparassis crispa
Lineage: Eukaryota; Fungi; Basidiomycota; Agaricomycetes; Polyporales; Sparassidaceae
Exons: 7
Coding region: 1-2460 (819 amino acids)
Molecular function (GO): metal ion binding; DNA binding; 5'-flap endonuclease activity
Source: RefSeq, a predicted model, not a curated record
AUGGGUAUCUCUGGCUUGCUACCUCUACUGAAAGAUAUACAAGUUAAUAGGCACUUAUCGGAAUUUGCGGGGGAGACGAUCGCCGUCGACGCCUACGUGUGGCUUCAUAGAGGCACCUAUGGGUGCGCGCCGGAGCUUGUUACUGGAAAAAGGACAACCAAAUACGUUGAUUAUGCUAUGCAUCGGGUGCGUCUGUUGCGACACCACGGUAUCCAGCCGUACAUAGUCUUCGACGGCGGGCCACUCCCUGCCAAGAAGGGAACCGAAUCUUCCCGGAAGCAGAAGCGGGACGAGAACCUCUCGCGAGCUAACGCGCUCGCUGCCCAAGGCAAGCAUAACCAAGCACGAGAGUACUACGUCAAAUGUAUCGACGUCACUCCCCAGAUGGCAUAUCAACUGAUCAAGGUGCUGCGUGCAGAGAGCGUACCGUAUGUUGUGGCCCCUUACGAAGCUGACGCGCAAAUGGCGUAUAUGGAGCGGAUCGGCCUCGUCGACGGCAUACUUACGGAGGACUCGGAUCUGCUCGUGUUCGGCUGCAGGCGCGUUCUGUUCAAACUCGACACGACUGCGAGCCGCGUCACGUGUAUCGCACGCACGGACUUCGCGUCGCUGACGGACACGUCUGCGGGGGGCAUCUCGCUCCUGGGCUGGUCUGACGUGCAGUUCCGUGCCAUGGCGAUCCUGAGCGGGUGCGACUACCUACCCAGCAUCCCUGGCAUCGGCCUGAAGACGGCGUGGGCGCUGUUGCGCAGGUACAAGACGGCGGAGAACGUGGUGCGCGCGUUGAGCCUGGAGGGAAAGAAAAAGGUGCCGAAGGGCUACAUGGAGGCAUUCCGGCUCACGGAGAAGGUGUUCCUGCACCAGCGGGUGUAUGACCCCACGCAGGAGCAGCUCGUCCACCUGAACGACCUCCCGCAUGACGAAGAAUGGGAUGACGAAAAGGAGGCUUUUGUUGGAGCGAAUAUCGAGCCGUCUUUGGCAAAGCAGGUGGCCGAGGGCGACGCGUGUCCUAUAAGCCUCCUUCCUAUGGAAGAUAUCAACCCAUCCUACGUUCCUCGGGCCCUCAAGGCCAUCCCCAUGAACGUUAAAAACAUCGGUCAAUCGGAUAAGGAUAGAGCUAAGGAGAGACGUAAAGAGUCGGAGAAACCUCCACUUGGUGGGCUGUUGCAUUUCUUCACACCGAAGUCAAAAGCGGCCACUACACCUAAGAGUUGUUCACGGAUGAACGGUGCGCAAGCGGAGAAAAGUUCAGCGAAAGUGGUGAUCACAGCGGGGCGAUCUAGCGGUAAGCGGACACUAGCAGAGGUGAUGGAGCAGGAUAUGGCGGUGAAAAGAAAGAAGCAGGAAGAAUAUUCAAACCCUGCCUCGAGACCUAUUUCCUCAAAAUUCUUCUGUCGGGCGACCCCUUCACCGCAGUCCAAGAACAAAAAUGCCAGUCACAAGAAAUUAUUCCCUGAGGCUGGCCCGUCUCGUUUGGUGUAUGAUGUCGAGGACAAGGAGAACGAGCCGGUACUUGACGAUGACGAUAUUUUAAUGGAUGACCCAGAUCCUGUGCAGCAGGAAGACGGAUACAUCUCUCCGUCGCCGUCAUUGACGCGGUUGGAUACCCCGGAACUCUCCUCUCCUCUACGGCCUACAGGUGCAUCGCGGCCGUAUGGAGACAACGAGGACGACGACUUUGGUGCAGACAUACUCUCCAGCCCGCCCGUUGUCAGAUCCAGAGCACGAAGAUUCUCAUGUGAUACUGGAGAUGGAAGGGGGCGUACGGAUGCUGUCGGAGCAGGGUUAGUCCGCAAUACACCAUCGCUGCGUGACGGCCAGGAGGCACUAGGGCGGCCGGUGGACUCCGGGCCCGAUCUCCGAGACACCUUUGGAGAAUGGGAUUGGGACGACGUGACAAGUGAGAUCGAGUGCUCUGAUGCAUCACUGCGUUCGGUACGCAGCGGUGCUUCGUCGCCAGGGCCUGUGACCCCAGAUGACUCGGCAGAACUCGUCCGCGAAAAGGCGGCCCUCUGCGGGGAGGAUAUGGUGGACGUGGAUGACCUGGAAGACGUAAUAGACUCGCAAGAAAUUGCGGCGCGGAACGAGACGGUCGCCCUUGGAUGGUGGGAGAAGUGGGCGCGCAGCGGGAAGCGGGCACCUGGCGGCGAACGGAAAUUUGCGCCGCUGAGGCGCAGCGAGACCACGAUGACACCAGAUGGACGACAAAGGCCGUUGCAAGUACGACCACAUUCCGCUCAUCCUGGCUCGAAGCGGAAAGGAGUGCAGCAGCAGGAUCUACGUUCAGCAGGCAGGAGAAGCCUAGUGUUCAUGGAAGAGGCAAAGACGACUCCCAAGACGAGUCUUCUUCAUGACGCCAGCUAUGCACGGCCCGGGUCCGCAGGCUCAAAAAAGGCGGAAGACAUUACAGCGACUGCCAGGAAUAGGCUGGCGGAGUUCAAGUGGAUGGCAGCUGGAUGA